Molecule: messenger RNA, 1384 nt
Organism: Aplosporella prunicola CBS 121167
Lineage: Eukaryota; Fungi; Ascomycota; Dothideomycetes; Botryosphaeriales; Aplosporellaceae
Exons: 4
Coding region: 135-1181 (348 amino acids)
Molecular function (GO): oxidoreductase activity, acting on the CH-OH group of donors, NAD or NADP as acceptor
Source: RefSeq, a predicted model, not a curated record
UCACUCCAAUUCCGUCGACUCUUCCACCAAUGCCUCCCACCAUGAUCGCCGCCACCAUGCGCGUCGUCGCUAGGCGCAGUGCGUGUCGGCCGCCUUAUCCCACCUUUGACUUUCCUUCCAGCUGAGCUGCCACCAUGCCGUUCAACCUCGGGCUCCGCAGCGCCGCUCUCAAUCCCGCCGUAACAGGCCUCCUUCUCUUCGCCCUCACCGGCGCGCCCUCGACCGUCCGCGAGCCGCUGCUGGAGCAGCUGUCGCGCCUGCCCGCCCAAGUCAGCGUCGCGCGCGUCGUCAAGGUCCUGAAAUGGCUCUUUGCUCUCGGCCUUGUACACAAAGCCAAUGCCUGGCUCAACUCGCUCGCGCUCAACGGAUGGACCCGCAAGGCCGACACUGAGCGCUGGGUCUGGCGCGAAGAGGUGGCUGUCAUCACGGGCGGUAGCAGCGGCAUUGGCGCCCUGCUUGCCCAAGGUCUCGCUGAGAAGGGUGUCAAGGUCGCCGUGCUGGAUGUGCAGCCGUUGUCCGAGAGCCUGAAGAGCUACAGCGUCUUCUUCCAGCACUGCGAUGUCACUGACCACGAAGCCGUCGCUGCCGCUGCCAACGCUGUCCGCGCCUCUCUUGGCCACCCCUCCAUCCUGAUCAAUAAUGCCGGUAUCGCCACUGCCACGCCUAUCAUCGAGACGCCGCCCGCGCACGUCCAAAAGGUCCUCGGCGUCAACCUGAUCAGUCACUGGUUCACCUGCGCCGAGUUCGUCCCGGACAUGAUUAAGAAGAACAAGGGUCAUGUCGUGACCAUCGCCUCAAUGGCCAGCUUCGUCACGCCAGGUGGCGUGGCGCCCUACGCCUCGUCCAAGAACGGUGCCCUCGCCUUCCAUGAGUGCCUGGCCCAAGAGCUCCGCCACCUCCACGACGCCCCAUCCGUGCACACGACCAUUGCGCACCCCAGCUGGACGCGCACCCCACUGACCGAGGCCAACCGCGCGGCGCUCGAGAAGCGCUACGGCACGCUGCUGACGGCGGAGUCGGUUGCGGACGAGAUUCUGGCGCAGAUCUUCUCGUGCCGUAACGGCCAGCUCUUCAUGCCGAAUGGGUUGAGCAAGGUGAGCGGGCUUAGGGGAUGGCCAAAUUGGGCGCAGGAGUUCAUCAGAGGAAGGGCGGGACGGUUUGGGAAGGGGCAGCAGUCGUAGUGGGUGAAGGAAGUGACAGGACUAGUUUGGCUGCGGAAUCGGUUGGAUACGGUAUAUCCAUGCGGUGCUUAGCAUCGUAUUUGGAUAUGAUUAUUCUCCGGCUAGGCCCAUGAAAACAGUCAAUGUUAUGGCUGAAACAAUUGAAGAAGUUCAUUCAUGUUGGCCUAGCGUGCCUGGGUUCCCAGUUUGGGAAAUGACCUUGG